Molecule: messenger RNA, 1181 nt
Organism: Aethina tumida (small hive beetle)
Lineage: Eukaryota; Metazoa; Arthropoda; Insecta; Coleoptera; Nitidulidae
Product: carbohydrate sulfotransferase 11
Exons: 3
Coding region: 152-1030 (292 amino acids)
Biological process (GO): carbohydrate biosynthetic process
Cellular component (GO): membrane
Molecular function (GO): sulfotransferase activity
Source: RefSeq, a predicted model, not a curated record
AAACCUACUAUUUGCAAGAUGUGGACUCCAAAAUAGUGCUGGACGAUUUCAGAAAACCAGUCACUGAGUAUGGGAUAAGAAACAAAUCAGUGUGCAGGUUUGUUAAAAAAUUAAGGAAGAAGACUUUUGGAAGAAAUGACUAAGCCCAAUUAUGAAGUUUAUAAACUUAAUUGUGGUGCUCCUACAAACAGUAACAGCCUCCUUGGAUGAUAGUCAAUAUCCUUGGCUUGACCAGAUGACACGCGAAGCAACCAUCACAACUUAUUGUGACCAAAAGUCACUCAGACAUCGUAGUUUGAAUGUCUCAUCUCUGGACCACAUUCUUGUUGAUCACAAUCAUAAAUUUUUGUACUGUUAUGUGCCAAAAGUUGCUUGUACAAAUUGGAAAAGGGUCAUGAUGGUCUUGACUGGCAAGGCUAACGUCACAAAACUAACAGAUAUUCCAUCUGAGGCCGUUCACACAGUGAACGCCACCAUAAAAUUAUCUAAUUUAAGCUCAAAGGAGGCUAAGGAUUGCUUGAACACUUACACCAACUUUUUGAUGGUCAGGCAUCCCUUUGAAAGACUUUUGUCCGCCUAUCGGAACAAAUUCGAAGGUCCCUCGGUUUAUUUUAAGUUACGCUUCGGCCGUUACAUAAUCAAGAACUAUCGUACCAACGCCACGGACUCUGAGGUGGAAACCGGCCGACCGUCCUUCUCCGAAUUUGUACGUUAUAUAAUUAAGGAGGGUUUAAGGGAAAACGAGCACUGGACUCCGAUCUACGAUCUGUGCCAUCCGUGCAGCAUAAACUACACGUUUGUCGGACGUUACGAGACGUUGGGGCAAGACUCCACCACGAUCCUCGACAUGAUCGGGGCUCCGCCGAUCGUCUUUCCGGCCACCAGGACGCACGGCACCUCGGAUCUGGUCCGAGACUACUUACAGCAGUUGUCCAUAACGGAAAUCGGGGAGCUGCGCAAGUUGUACCAGAGGGACUUCGAAAUGUUCGGGUACAAUUUGGAGAGUCUUUUAGGCUACGAUUUGGCCUGAAGCUGUUGCCAUUCCGUUCACCUGAUUCAUGUUACUUGCCAGUCAUUAGUUGUAACGUUUUGUACAUAUUUUGAUGUUUUUUACUACUCUUUAGUCCGUCCCCUAGAAUAUUUGUAAUAGUAACUAAUUAAUUAUAAAAUUUUACUCGUAA